Melitaea cinxia (Glanville fritillary) is the source of this 986-nucleotide messenger RNA. RefSeq names its product U-scoloptoxin(01)-Cw1a-like. Gene Ontology annotation, cellular component: extracellular region. Bases 78 to 488 code for a protein of 136 amino acids. Gene Ontology annotation, molecular function: chitin binding. The transcript is spliced from 5 exons. Lineage: Eukaryota; Metazoa; Arthropoda; Insecta; Lepidoptera; Nymphalidae. The record is from RefSeq and is a predicted model, not a curated record.
AUCAGUCGAGUUAUAACUGUUGUGUUGUGAACCCGUCUAUUGUUCUCUGUUGAUUUGACAUUCAAGGUGUAAUAGCCAUGUCGGGAUUAAGGAUGUGUGGUGUCAAGCUGAGCUCGGUGGGACUCCUGGCUGUCCUGCUAUACCUGAUAGAUACAUCAAGAGCUGCUUUAGAUGGCUACGUUCCCGGACAAGAUUAUCCUGAUUUCGAAGAAGUUCCGAAGGGCCUCUCGUUCACCUGCGCGGAUAAGAUACCCGGAUACUACGCGGAUACGGAAACUAACUGUCAAGUUUGGCAUUGGUGUGUGCCUGGUCUAGGCGGUAACUCCAUGUACUCGUUCCUUUGCGCUCCAGGAACCGUCUUCAACCAGCAGUCCAGGGUCUGCGACUGGUUCUUCAAGGUGGACUGCCCCAACUCACCGGCUUUCUACGGUGUUAACGAGGAUCUUUACAAAGACGAAGCAGGAAACUAUAUUGCCGGGAAAAAGUAGACUCAAUAGCUAUCAUUAGAGACUUCUUCUUUUAGUUAUUAAGUACUAAGACAAUUUCCAACUUAAAGAUGACUAAACUUAAAUGAUACACCUUUAUUUUUUAUUGCACAUAGGUUUGAGUUUACUGACCAGUAAUCUUAAAUCAGUCAAUGCAGAAGUGACAUAUGGUUUUAUGAGUCUGCCUAGAAUAAUAAUAUGAAUUCUUUUCUUAACUUUACACGUAGUAGAGAAUAGAAAUUAAUUUAAUCAAUUUAAUGUUCAUUCUUCUAUAUUUAUUACAUACGAAAUAGGGUUUUUUACGUACAAACAACAAAAAAAUGAAAUUCUGUCAAAUAUGGUUAGCGCCUGAUGACAAUUAAUAGCAAUGUGUGUGUUCGGUAUGAAAUAUCAUUACUAGGCGUUUUUGUGUUAACGUUUCCUUUUUCACUAGUUAAUUAACACUAUUUUUUAUAUUUAGAAUAGUCACAAAUGAAUUAAAAAAAAUAUUUUAAUUUAAAA